UGGAUUUCCAUUUUGUCUUGUUCUAUGACAUUUUCCUAUGUCAAAUCCAUGCCUAGUCUUGUCUCCUUUCCUUCCCCCCACUUGCUUUUCUCUUUGUGUUACAUUUGUGACUGUGCUUUUUGCAGUACAUGUUGGAUGCUGCUAGGAAGCUGCAACCCAAUUUGUAUGUAGUAGCUGAACUGUUCACAGGAAGUGAAGACCUGGACAAUAUCUUUGUUACUAGACUGGGCAUUAGUUCCCUAAUAAGAGAGGCAAUGAGUGCAUAUAAUAGCCAUGAAGAGGGCAGAUUGGUUUAUAGAUAUGGAGGAGAACCUGUUGGAUCCUUUGUUCAGCCCUGUUUGAGGCCGUUAAUGCCGGCCAUUGCACAUGCCCUGUUUAUGGAUAUUACCCACGAUAAUGAGUGUCCUAUUGUGCAUAGGUCAGAAUAUGAUGCUCUCCCAAGUACCACGAUUGUUUCUAUGGCAUGUUGUGCUAGUGGAAGUACUAAAGGCUAUGAUGAAUUAGUGCCUCAUCAGAUUUCAGUGGUUUCUGAAGAACGGUUUUAUACUAAGUGGAAUCCUGGAGCAUCUCCAUCAAAUACAGGUGAAGUUAAUUUCCAAAGUGGAAUUAUUGCAGCCAGAUGUGCUAUCAAUAAACUUCAUCAAGAACUUGGGGCCAAGGGUUUCAUUCAGGUGUAUGUGGAUCAGGUUGAUGAAGACAUAGUGGCAGUAACAAGACAUUCACCCAGCAUUCAUCAGUCUGUUGUGUCUGUGUCUAGAACUGCUUUCAGGAAUCCUAAGACUUCAUUUUACAGCAAGGAAGUGCCUCAAAUGUGCAUCCCUGGUAAUGCAACUUAAAAAUGUUAUUGUGGUUAUAACACAGUGCAAGUGUGGCUGUAGUUGAGAAAAAGAAUUCGAAAUUUUGCACUACUUGGGGCACAUGGCUGACUCAGUUGGUAGAGCAUGCGACUCUUGAUCUCAGAGUUAUGAGUUCAAGC
Messenger RNA from Leptonychotes weddellii (Weddell seal), 976 nucleotides. The record is from RefSeq and is a predicted model, not a curated record. NCBI's taxonomy places the organism in Eukaryota, Metazoa, Chordata, Mammalia, Carnivora, Phocidae.